Messenger RNA from Mesorhabditis spiculigera, 2334 nucleotides. The record is from the annotation of a GenBank genome assembly. NCBI's taxonomy places the organism in Eukaryota, Metazoa, Nematoda, Chromadorea, Rhabditida, Rhabditidae.
AUGCUCAGCUCGACAAAUACGGUAUCAACCAGCCUCGGCAUGACGCCACCCGGCACCAUCGCGCCGGUGGAGACAAAAUCAGCACCGGCUUCUCCUCAGCAUCAUCACCAGCACCAUCAUCAUCUACAGCAGCCGAUGAUGCCCAUCCCCGUCGGAAAGAAGGAGGGCCUCGGCUACGCUUCCGGGCUGCUGAAUCCUAUCUCAUCAUGCUUCAGCUUCAUCUUGCCAGGAAUAUUUAGGAGGCCGCAGACCGAUUCUAUUGCCUCCUACACCGGCGAUGAUUGGGAGAUCCCGUUCGAAUCUAUCACUAACCUCGAGUGGCUGGGCGCCGGAUCGCAGGGCGCCGUCUUCACCGGCAAGCUGAACGCUCAAGUGGUGGCGGUGAAGAAGGUCAAAGAACUUCGGGACACGGAAACGUCCCACCUCCGCCAUCUCGCCCACCGCAACAUCGUCAAGUUCAUGGGGGUGUGCACACAGGCCCCCUGUUUCUGCUUGGUGAUGGAGUUCUGCUCCAACGGGCAGUUGAACGAGCUGCUGAGCGGGGGAGGUAUCGACUCGAUGGCUGUCCUCUUUGGAGUCGGGUCGGGGAAGUUGGCGCUGCCCAUGCCGACAAUGUUGCCUGAUGGGCUGCGGAUGCUGAUACAGCAGUGCUGGUCGCAGAAGCCGAGGAAUAGGCCGUCAUUCCAGGGCGUCCUCCAACACCUCGACAUCCUCGGCAACGAGCUGGCCGGAUGGGGAGAAGCCAAGUGCAACCGGAUGUACCAGAAGCUGACCACGCUGCUCGAGGAGCUGGACGUCAGGGAGAAGGAGCUCCUCGGCCGAGAGCGAGAUCUCGCCAUCCGGGAGGGACGGCACUAUAGAGGUGGCUCAUUUUCGGGCCCGCUUAACCACCGCGGGGCCGUCGUCGUCCGCGCAGGGCCGAGAAGUCAUCGAGGGGAAGCGACUGCCGACGUCUUCUCCACGCACGUUGCCCAUCCUUCGCUGUAUGGGGCUGACGACGGGAUGUCGUCGAGCAGCGGGGAGGAGCAGGUGGAGGAUGAGGUUGAAGGAUCUCCAGAUAUGAGGAGAGGAUCGCCGUAUCGAUGCAGUCAAGCUAGCAGCUGGUCCGGCCACCCCUCAUUCUCACGCCAAUCCUCCCUACGAUCCUCCCAAGGCCUCCGCCCAACUCGUCCAUCCCCACUACGUCCCCACAAUGCUUCAAUGUCACCAAGCCUUGCCCGCGAGAGCGCCAUGCGCCACUCUUCCUCCUCUCAACAAUGGUCGGAAUUCGCGCGGAACUGCCCGGCACGACAUUCUGGAUUCUCCGAGGACUCUGGGAUCCAACUGGGACCAUCCAGGGUCAACUCUUGCUCAAUCCUGGAGGAGACUGGGCCCCUGACGCCUCAGCAUCCAUCGCUGCUGACGAGGGCCAACGAGGGAAGAUGGUCGGAUGGGUCGGCGAGGAGGAGGACCAAGAGACCGAGGGAUGCCUUUAGACGGGAUUCACCGGCUAGGCUGCCGCAAGUCCGCCACAACCGCGACAAGGAGAAGCGCGCGUCAUGCCCAGUACAACUUCCGGAAAGGGAACUGUCUGUCGUUAGCCAACAAUCCGACACGAUCUACGACAAUUAUGAUAGGUCCGCGAGCGUCGCCCCAUCCUCCUCCUACGAUGAAGCUCUAGCCAACUAUGGCUCGACAGCCACCCUUCCGCCUGCCUUGUCGAACGCAAUGUCAUCUACCUCGGUCUCGACGAUCCCAUGCCGACCACAGCCGCUGCCGCCGUUUUGUCCGGGAGGAACUGGAUACUCCAACCCCCUCUACGCCUCCCCGAUCUCAACAUACGAGAACCCUCUUGUCGAUCCAAGCAACUUACUCCGCGUCCAUCCUAACGUCGAUCUGGCGUCUUCUAUAGACAGCAACAACCCCGGGCGCCCGGAAGACCUGCGAGAUUCCGACUCGGAUGCGAGUGGCGAGAGCUCAUCAGAAGCCGAAGGAGUUGAAGGAGGAGACGAGGGAGACCGAGAGAAUGGCAACAUUUUUGAGUCGAGCCUCGACUCCAAUAGGGCCUCCAAUACCUUCAGGCCUGAUGAGGUGACGGCGGUGGAGAAGAGGCAUCGUGAGCUCAUGCUCCUCGAGUCCUCCUCCAUGGCCUCAUCGUUGGAGCGCUCCUUGGAAAGGUCUCUGGAGAUGGCGGCCAUUCAUUCGGAUGGGCUGUCGGACCGUGAGACUGCACUUCGACGUGUUCAACGGACGAUAAAGACGCAUCGUCGUACUCACUCGGGUGGCCAACCCGUCCACAUGGCCAUCGUCGACGAGACGUCCACCGAGAGCGACGAGAGCGAGGCAGUCGCGUGC